AUGACGCCUCUGGGUGGAACUGGGGCAACUGCAUUUAUCAUCAUUGUUUAUGGUGCUGGUGAAUUCUCAAAUUUAAGUGUCAUGGCUGUUGAUAGGUACAUAGCGAUCUGUCAACCUUUACGUUAUCACAGCAUUAUGUCACCUUUCACUGUGUGGAGCCUGGUGACUUUUAUUUGGAUAUAUCCUUGUUUUCUGAGUAUACUGGCCAUUUUAGUUGCUAUGAAAUACCCUUUUUGCAGACAUGACAUAGUUAAACUUUUCUGUGAAAACCUGUCCUUGGUUAAUCUUCAGUGCAAACAAGAUCAUUUAAAUGGGAUUUUUAAUGGAUGGAUGUAUGUCACUGCAAUUGUCUUAAUUAGUUUUGUUCUGAUUUCCUAUUUUAAAAUAAUUCUAGCUUGUAGAAAAUCUAAAGUAAAUCAAGAGAAGUUCUUCAGCACAUGUGUACCACACUUGAUUUCCUUUCUGAACUACAUAGCCUGUGUUUUUUUUGAUUCCUCCCAGACAGAAUUAAGAGCAAAAACAUUGCCUCGCAUGUUAUAUACUUUUUUAACUGUUAUAUUCCUGAUUGUUCCCCCUGUUGUCAAUCCUGUAAUAUAUGGUAUUAAAUUAAGCCCAGUAAGGGCAAAAAUACUGUGUAUUUUCCGAAGUUUUAGGAUUAAGAACUUGUAG
Sinocyclocheilus anshuiensis is the source of this 669-nucleotide messenger RNA. RefSeq names its product olfactory receptor 15-like. Gene Ontology annotation, cellular component: membrane. Gene Ontology annotation, molecular function: odorant binding; olfactory receptor activity. The record is from RefSeq and is a predicted model, not a curated record. The transcript has 2 exons. Gene Ontology annotation, biological process: detection of chemical stimulus involved in sensory perception of smell; G protein-coupled receptor signaling pathway. NCBI's taxonomy places the organism in Eukaryota, Metazoa, Chordata, Actinopteri, Cypriniformes, Cyprinidae. Bases 1 to 669 code for a protein of 222 amino acids.